Molecule: messenger RNA, 3750 nt
Organism: Bursaphelenchus okinawaensis
Lineage: Eukaryota; Metazoa; Nematoda; Chromadorea; Rhabditida; Aphelenchoididae
Source: the annotation of a GenBank genome assembly
AUGGCUUACUCGCUGAAUCUCCCGUCAAAGAGGGCCCCACCUCUACCACCACCUCCAGUUUUGAUUCAAAAAGAGGAGUUGACAGCAGAAGAGCUAGAACACAUCGAACGGGUACGACGACUGGCUGAAGGUUUGGAAAUGACCUCAACGUACGUCGAAGAACCAGAAAUCAGAGAAGCCGAACCAGAGUUCAGAGAAGCCGAACCAGAUUUCAAAGAAGCCGAACCAAUGCUAGAACGAACAGCAUCAUCAGCCACCUCUGGUGGUGACGAAGAAAGCCCGUUUCGAAAGCCAAGGUUCAGUUAUCGCCGGUGAUUCUUUCGAAGAUCAUGGCUUACUCGCUGAAUCUCCCUGUCAAAGAGGCCCCACCUCUACCACCACCUCCAGUUUUGAUUCAAAAAAGGAGUUGACAGCAGAAGAGCUAGAACACAUCGAACGGGUACGACGACUGGCUGAAGGUUUGGAAAUGACCUCAACGUACGUCGAAGAACCAGAAAUUAGAGAAGCCGAACCAGAGUUCAGAGAAGCCGAACCAGAUUUCAAAGAAGCCGAACCAAUGCUAGAACGAACAGCAUCAUCAGCCACCUCUGGUGGUGACGAAGAAGCCCGUUUCGAAAGCCAAGGUUCAGUUAUCGCCGGUGAUUCUUUCGAAGAUCAUGGCUUACUCGCUGAAUCUCCCGUCAAAGAGGCCCCACCUCUACCACCACCUCCAGUUUUGAUUCAAAAAGAGGAGUUGACAGCAGAAGAGCUAGAACACAUCGAACGGGUACGACGACUGGCUGAAGGUUUGGAAAUGACCUCAACGUACGUCGAAGAACCAGAAAUUAGAGAAGCCGAACCAGAGUUCAGAGAAGCCGAACCAGAGUUCAAAGAAGCCGAACCAAUGCUAGAACGAACAGCAUCAUCAGCCACCUCUGGUGCUGACGAAGAAGCCCGUUUCGAAAGCCAAGGUUCAGUUAUCGCCGGUGAUUCUUUCGAAGAUCAUGGCUUACUCGCUGAAUCUCCCGUCAAAGAGGCCCCCACCUCUACCACCACCUCCAGUUUUGAUUCAAAAGAGGAGUUGACAGCAGAAGAGCUAGAACACAUCGAACGGGUACGACGACUGGCUGAAGGUUUGGAAAUGACCUCAACGUACGUCGAAGAACCAGAAAUCAAAGAAGCCGAACCAGAGUUCAGAGAAGCGGAACCAGAUUUCAAAGAAGCCGAACCAAUGCUAGAACGAACAGCAUCAUCAGCCACCUCUGGUGGUGACGAAGAAGCCCGUUUCGAAAGCCAAGGUUCAGUUAUCGCCGGUGAUUCUUUCGAAGAUCAUGGCUUACUCGCUGAAUCUCCCGUCAAAGAGGCCCCACCUCUACCACCACCUCCAGUUUUGAUUCAAAAAGAGGAGUUGACAGCAGAAGAGCUAGAACACAUCGAACGGGUACGACGACUGGCUGAAGGUUUGGAAAUGACCUCAACGUACGUCGAAGAACCAAGAAAUCAGAGAAGCCGAACCAGAGUUCAGAGAAGCCGAACCAGAUUUCAAAGAAGCCGAACCAAUGCUAGAACGAACAGCAUCAUCAGCCACCUCUGGUGCUGACGAAGAAGCCCGUUUCGAAAGCCAAGGUUCAGUUAUCGCCGGUGAUUCUUUCGAAGAUCAUGGCUUACUCGCUGAAUCUCCCGUCAAAGAGGCCCCACCUCUACCACCACCUCCAGUUUUGAUUCAAAAAGAGGAGUUGACAGCAGAAGAGCUAGAACACAUCGAACGGGUACGACGACUGGCUGAAGGUUUGGAAAUGACCUCAACGUACGUCGAAGAACCAGAAAUCAGAGAAGCCGAACCAAUGCUAGAACGAACAGCAUCAUCAGCCACCUCUGGUGCUGACGAAGAAGCCCGUUUCGAAAGCCAAGGUUCAGUUAUCGCCGGUGAUUCUUUCGAAGAUCAUGGCUUACUCGCUGAAUCUCCCGUCAAAGAGGCCCCCACCUCUACCACCACCUCCAGUUUUGAUUCAAAAAGAGGAGUUGACAGCAGAAGAGCUAGAACACAUCGAACGGGUACGACGACUGGCUGAAGGUUUGGAAAUGACCUCAACGUACGUCGAAGAACCAGAAAUCAGAGAAGCCGAACCAGAGUUCAGAGAAGCCGAACCAGAGUUCAAAGAAGCCGAACCAAUGCUAGAACGAACAGCAUCAUCAGCCACCUCUGGUGGUGACGAAGAAAGCCCGUUUCGAAAGCCAAGGUUCAGUUAUCGCCGGUGAUUCUUUCGAAGAUCAUGGCUUACUCGCUGAAUCUCCCGUCAAAGAGGCCCCACCUCUACCACCACCUCCAGUUUUGAUUCAAAAAGAGGAGUUGACAGCAGAAGAGCUAGAACACAUCGAACGGGUACGACGACUGGCUGAAGGUUUGGAAAUGACCUCAACGUACGUCGAAGAACCAGAAAUUAGAGAAGCCGAACCAGAGUUCAGAGAAGCCGAACCAGAGUUCAAAGAAGCCGAACCAAUGCUAGAACGAACAGCAUCAUCAGCCACCUCUGGUGGUGACGAAGAAGCCCGUUUCGAAAGCCAAGGUUCAGUUAUCGCCGGUGAUUCUUUCGAAGAUCAUGGCUUACUCGCUGAAUCUCCCGUCAAAGAGGCCCCACCUCUACCACCACCUCCAGUUUUGAUUCAAAAAGAGGAGUUGACAGCAGAAGAGCUAGAACACAUCGAACGGGUACGACGACUGGCUGAAGGUUUGGAAAUGACCUCAACGUACGUCGAAGAACCAGAAAUCAGAAGCCGAACCAGAGUUCAGAGAAGCCGAACCAGAUUUCAAAGGGGCCGAACCAAUGCUAGAACGAACAGCAUCAUCAGCCACCUCUGGUGCUGACGAAGAAAGCCCGUUUCGAAAGCCAAGGUUCAGUUAUCGCCGGUGAUUCUUUCGAAGAUCAUGGCUUACUCGCUGAAUCUCCCGUCAAAGAGGCCCCACCUCUACCACCACCUCCAGUUUUGAUUCAAAAGAGGAGUUGACAGCAGAAGAGCUAGAACACAUCGAACGGGUACGACGACUGGCUGAAGGUUUGGAAAUGACCUCAACGUACGUCGAAGAACCAGAAAUCAAAGAAGCCGAACCAGAGUUCAGAGAAGCCGAACCAGAUUUCAAAGAAGCCGAACCAAUGCUAGAACGAACAGCAUCAUCAGCCACCUCUGGUGGUGACGAAAAAGCCCGUUUCGAAAGCCAAGGUUCAGUUAUCGCCGGUGAUUCUUUCGAAGAUCAUGGCUUACUCGCUGAAUCUCCCGUCAAAGAGGCCCCACCUCUACCACCACCUCCAGUUUUGAUUCAAAAAAGAGGAGUUGACAGCAGAAGAGCUAGAACACAUCGAACGGGUACGACGACUGGCUGAAGGUUUGGAAAUGACCUCAACGUACGUCGAAGAACCAGAAAUCAAAGAAGCCGAACCAAUGCUAGAACGAACAGCAUCAUCAGCCACCUCUGGUGCUGACGAAGAAGCCCGUUUCGAAAGCCAAGGUUCAGUUAUCGCCGGUGAUUCUUUCGAAGAUCAUGGCUUACUCGCUGAAUCUCCCGUCAAAGAGGCCCCACCUCUACCACCACCUCCAGUUUUGAUUCAAAAAGAGGAGUUGACAGCAGAAGAGCUAGAACACAUCGAACGGGUACGACGACUGGCUGAAGGUUUGGAAAUGACCUCAACGUACGUCGAAGAACCAGAAAUCAGAGAAGCCGAACCAGAGUUCAGAGAAGCGAACCAGAUUUCAAAGAAGCCGAACCAAUGCUAG